This is a messenger RNA of Bactrocera oleae (olive fruit fly), 1683 nucleotides long. It is a transcript of the gene cN-IIIB, whose product is annotated as cytosolic 5'-nucleotidase IIIB. Gene Ontology annotation, cellular component: cytoplasm. The record is from RefSeq and is a predicted model, not a curated record. NCBI's taxonomy places the organism in Eukaryota, Metazoa, Arthropoda, Insecta, Diptera, Tephritidae. Gene Ontology annotation, molecular function: 5'-nucleotidase activity; magnesium ion binding.
AAAUUUCAGAUCGAUAUCCCAAAAACGGAGGGAAUAGUUCGCAUAUACAUACUAACGGAUAGCCAGCGAACAUGGCUAGUCAAAUCAGUCAAUAAGUCAAAUUCAUAUAUAUACCUUAAAGGGUCUUUGACUUUUCCUUUUGGUUGUUACAAACUUCGUGGCAACCUUAACAUAACCUGUUCGGGGUAUAAAGUGUUUAAAAAGAUACAAUUGUAUCUAAAAUGUUAAUUAUGACAUUAAUUGGUCCUAAUAGAAAGUAUUAGAGCGAUUAUCGUAUUUUCGACUAAAUUGUACCAUCUCUAUUGUCAGCUGUUUAAUAUUAAAUUUCGGUGUUAGUUGUGCAAAAGAUAAAAAAAUUCUUUGUUGGUUGAAAUUACAAACGGACCAAAGUCAGGAAACUUUUAGUUUUUGUAUAGAUCAAUUCCCGAACAGAAGUUACAAAUAUGAAUUGAAUAUUAGCGUCAUAAGACUGACUAAGUGCAAAAAAUAAUAUAAUUCUCAAGUGUUUGAUCAAUUCAAAGCUGCAAACUGUUUCGUCGAACCGUACGCAACGUCCUUACAAGACUUUUUGACAAAAUGCCUAACGUACCAACGGUCACUGACGUUAACGAUGGUGAAGUGGCAAAUGCAAUGAAUAAUUCAAAACCUUUGCUUUUAGAAGACGUACCAAUUUUAAAUAAUGAUAAUUGCAAAAUCAAGGACAAACAACGUGUUAAAAGAAUUCUUAAUGAGUUCAUAGGUGGAGGUCAUAAAAGAUUGCAAAUAGUUUCAGAUUUUGACUUUACCAUUACAAAGCAACGAACAUCGAACGGUGCACCUAUUCCCAGCAGCUUUGGUAUAUUUGAAGAAUGUAAAUCGCUUCCCCCAAAUUUUGUCAAAGCGGCUCGUGAGCUGCAUGAUAUGUAUCGUCCUAUCGAAGUUAAUCCGCAUAUAUUGCGGGAAGAAAAAGUGAAAGCUAUGAUUGAAUGGUGGACCAGGUCAGGCGAGAAUUUGAUGGGGUUUACCUUCGAUUUAAAAGAAAUCGACGAAAUCGCUAAAAAAUAUGCCUAUUCGAUGCGAGAUAAUUCACAUGAAUUAUUUAGAGACCUGGACGCUCUCAAUAUCCCCGUACUUGUAUUCUCUGCCGGUUUAGGAAAUUGUGUUAUAGCAAUGCUGCGGCAAGCAGGACUUUUGUAUCCCAAUAUGAAGGUUAUUUCCAAUUUUCUUCAAUUUAAAGACGAUACUAUGUUGAAUGGUUUCAAAGAACCAAUAAUUCACACAUUUAAUAAGAACGAAACUAUGCUAGAAGGUACAGAAUACUACGAUUUAGUGCACAGUCGUGACCAUAUUAUACUUAUGGGCGAUUCUUUAGCUGAUUCUGGUAUGGCAGAUGGUGUGCCAGCAUCGUCUCAUGUGCUAAAGAUUGGAUUUCUUUUCCACCAUGCUAAUGAGUACUUAGAGGAAUAUAUGAACACGUUUGAUAUUGUCUUAAUAGAUGAUCAAACAAUGAAUGUACCCUUGACACUAUUGAAACUCAUCGAGGGAAACACGCCUUCUAUACAAUAGUCGUUAAUAAUAACGUAAUUAAACAAUUAAUUAAAAAAUGUCUCAAACGAUAAUACAUAAUGACAUAUGUAAGGUGUUUGUUGCAUGCAUGUCCAAUUUACUCAAAUAAAAGCUUUAGUAAUUUUGAAAUUUUUAAAA